Acanthocheilonema viteae is the source of this 2487-nucleotide messenger RNA. Lineage: Eukaryota; Metazoa; Nematoda; Chromadorea; Rhabditida; Onchocercidae. The record is from the annotation of a GenBank genome assembly.
AUGUUUGGCAGAAGUCAAAAAUUUCUAAAGAAUUUGAUAAUAGCAAUUAUUUCUGGGACGGAUAUAAUAGUUGUGGCUCGCCUUACAGAAAUAUUUUAUGUGAUCAUCAAAUUCAAAAAUCGUCUUAUAAUGGCUAUAUUGGAGUCGAAUGAUAUUUUUGUCGUAUUAACAAGAACAUUUCAAAAGUAUCUUCAACAACGAUUCACUGCGUCUGAGCAGGCUAUCCUAGAAAUUUGCCUGUUUACGGUGGCAUCAUUAAGGAACCUAAUAAGGCUAAAACGUAAUAAAGAACGUCUGCUAGCUAUUGGCGCAUUGGAAAUGUUUAAUUCAGCUAUUUCAUUUAUUAGUAACGACGAGGAGUAUCUGGAUGAUAAUUCACCACUGCAACCAUCUGUUAUGAAUCUUAAGGAAUCGUUACUUGCACUGUGCAUGAGUUGUCUACCUCUCCGUCCAUUUCCGAUACCCUCAUCAACGCCAUCACCAAUUAUUUUUCCGCUUCCUAGAGAAAUCUGUACCGAUUCGCAGCAUCAGUAUUCUUGGUCGCGUGAAAAAGAAAUUGAGGAAAGUUUCCUAUAUACUCCAAUUCGGCAAGAUGAAUCUGCUUUGAGUAGCGAUGAAGACAUUGGUGACGAUGAAGAUGAAACACUGUUUACAGUAGCACCAUUGCGCGACAAUGAUAAAGAUAGGUCGCAUCCAGUACCUGCGAGCUCUCCCCACCAUCUUUCUUUAAUUGAACUAACUGAUGAUUGCUUUCAUUAUUUCGUAGAAUUUUUUCAAGGAACUAUCACGACAGAUUCAACUUCAAUGACGACAACUUUGAAUAAGUCAGAAAUGGAAAAUUUCGCUGACUUGGUGGCGAAAGCAGUAAAGAAAACAAGAUCGCCAUCAGUUUUCAUAAAAAUCGCUUAUCCGGCAACAAUCCUUCCAACAAAUUUACAUUCUGUUUUACAACCGCUAAUAAAAAAUGAUUCAAAACGAGAUUUAUUGGCAAAAAAUAUAACGCAUUUGGAAGACGAAUUAUCAUUCUCUGCUCGUACUGUAUAUGAUUUGGAUUGUUUGGUUUGUGAUAAAACUGAAAUGUGUACAUCCUGGAAAACAAUUGGAAAUAAUGAUGAGAAUCGGAUUGGCAAAAUGGAUUCCAAGAAUCACUUGCUAUUUGAGAGUCGAUUUGAAGGUGGAAAUUUGAGGCGAGCCAUCCAAAUAAGUAAAUGGCAUUAUCAGCUGAUAUUAUCACCAGAUAUCAACCAGUUACGGCCACAUUUUCAGUGGUUUUUUUUCGAAGUUUCCAAUAAUGAAGCAGGAGUGGAUUAUAUGUUUGAGAUUAUUAACUGUUUUAAAAAAACAUCCAUGUUUAGUCGUGGUAUGCAACCAGUACUGUUCUCAGUUACAGAGGCUUUUCGAGGAAAUCCUAAAUGGGUACGUGUAGGUUCAGCAAUAUGUUACUGUCGUAAUACUUUCAUCCGUAACAAUUCUGGCAAAACGAAUGAUGCAUCUGCUCCAAGGCACCACUUUUCGCUCUAUUUCACAAUCAGAUUCAAGUAUCAUGCUGAUGUAUGUUACAUUGCCUAUCAUUUCCCGUACACAUAUUCAAUGCUUCAAGCUACUUUGGAGAGGUAUUUAUCGAAAAAUGGUAAAGAAGGACAUCUGUAUAUUCGUAAUGAUCGGUUGUGUACAUCAUUAGCUGGUAAUAGUGUGUCACUCCUUACAGUGACCGCUAGUGGUACUAAAGAACAAUUGAUUGAUCGUCAAAUUAUAGUGCUAUGUGCAAGAGUGCAUCCGGGAGAAAAUAACACAAGUUGGAUUAUGCAUGGCAUUAUGGAUUUCUUGAUGAGCGAUGAGAAAGAAGCUAUGGAGCUUCGUGAUCAGUUUGUAUUUAAAUUGAUUCCAAUGUUAAAUGUUGAUGGUGUGAUAAAUGGUUCACAUCGUUGCAGCUUAGCUGGUGUAGAUUUAAAUCGAACUUGGAAUCAACCUUCACCAGUAUUGCAUCCUGUUAUUUAUCAUAGUAAAGCUAUUGUACAAUAUGUAGUUGAUGUGCUUGGAAAGAAACCCUUUUUGUUUGUCGAUAUACAUGGUCAUUCUAACAAUUUUAACUUUUUUCUUUAUGGAAAUAAUCCUGAUAAUUCGUGGCGUAUUCUGGAUCACUCGCUUCCAGGAAAAAAUGAUUUCAUGUCGCUUCCGAUAUUUUUGCAGCAGUCACGGAAACUUUUUCCACAGAUGUGUGAUUAUUUUUCACUAUCAAGUUGUCGAUUCAACAUAACCAAAACCAAAGAAUCAUCGGCUCGUGUAACAAUGUGGAGGCAAUUUGGUGUUACUCGAUCGUAUACCCUAGAAUCUACUUAUUGCGGUUUCAAUUGCGGUUCAUUGAAAGGUUACCAGAUAAAUAUUGAGCAUUUGAUGGAAAUGGGUAGACAGCUGUGCAAGACAUUUAGCUAUUUGAAGAAUAGCAGUCCUUCGAAUCAGCAGGAGGAUGAUGAUGACUCAGAAUAA